CCAGUCUGGUCGAUCGACUCAUCGUAUCACCGUCUGGUCGCAAUUUCAUACGGAUUGUAUAGAUUGCAAUGCACGUUAAUAAUUUUUCAGUUUAUUCGCGUUCAAAUUAAUACAAUUUUAAAUAUGAGAGUUAAAUUGAACGUUUUUCCAUGUUCAUCAAGAACAAUACAGUGGCUUGUGUUCUUUUGCUGUACAACUGUCACGAGCUCGCUUAGACUUGCUGCAUAUAUAUCUUCUGGCGGUCUUCACGGAGAAAUUCGAUUUGAAAAAGCUACAGAAUCUUCGAUACGAUUACGAUAUUCUUUGAAGCCAACCUUGCAAUAUCCAGAUCAACAAUGGUUGUGGUCAGUCUCUCAGUUUCCAGUCGAUUAUACAAUCAUCGAUGGCAGAUGCGACGAACAACAUAUUGGACAAAGUAUCAUUGAUUUGACGGAAAGAGUCGGGCCACUUGAAUUGCCAACAAAUCAAACAGGUUCGAUAGAAGUCGCGGGUUUAUCUUUAACUGGAGAAAUGGGCUUGUGGGGAAGGAGUUUGGUAUUAAAAGAUAACUAUUCAUCAAGAACGAUAUGUGCUUCUAUUACGGUUUUUGAAAAAAAUCUUGAGAAAUUUGCUCAAGCCCGUUUUUACGGUCCUAUUGCUGGAACAGUAAUAUUUCGAUGGUUAGGAACCGAUUACACGGAUACGAUUAUCUACACGAAUUUACAUCACGUUCACAAACAGAAACUACAAUCGCUAAAUUACACUGAACAUCGUUGGAAAAUAUAUGUUACUGAUAUUUUAAAAACUGGCAAAGAUAAAAACGACUGUAAUAUUCUCCAAAACGUAUUCGAUCCUAAUAAUUCUGACGCUGGAAAAUCUAUUGGAGAUAUCGAUGUACGUUUAGGCAAGGUAAAAGUUGCUGUUACACAAGAAAAGUAUAAAACUUUCUACAAAGAUUCAGAACUGUCUUUAAUGCCGGCGGAUCUGCUUGGUCCACAUCGUCACUUAUACUUAGUCAUCUUUCAUCCUGUGCAUGAAGAUUCGUUUUUAGCUUGUGCAAAAAUCAAUCAUCGUAAACCAAUAUACACCAAGGUCAUAAUUAAUUUACGUGGCAUAAAAGGUCAAGUUACGGCAAUCCAAGAAACGCCAUUCAAUCCAACGUGGGUUAACAUCUCAUUAACAACAAUAAAAGAUUUGGAAGUUAGACUACGAUACGCCACCAAAGUAGCAUCUUACAGGAUUCACGAGUUACCACCAAAACAUGUAAAAAAUGACGAAGUUACUGUUAAUCCAUGUUUAACUACUAAAAAGUUGUUCAAUCCCUUGAACAUUGACGAAAAAACAAUUCCACCACCAGGUCUUGGUACUCAGGACCAGUAUGCUGUUGGCGAUUUAUCUGGAAAACUUCAAGACCGAAAAGAAGGAUCGUAUCACAAUAAUAUUCUACCCGGGAGUGCUACGCUGAAUGGAAUUUAUUGGGAUACAUAUUUGCCACUUUCUGGAAUCCACAGUAUUGUCCACAGAUCUUUAAUUCUUUACAAAUACAAUGAGACUGAUAACACAGGCAUGAUUCCGUGGGUUUGUGGCACGUUCAUCCUUUAUAUACCGCAUACCGAUUGGCAAAUGCCGAUGUACACGGCAAAAGUGAUAUUCAGAUAUCCUAUUGUUGGUGAGAUACUUUUUCGACAGCCUAGAGAUGAACCCGAAAUGGACACUAUUAUAAUAAUAGAGCAUCUUGUGCAUGCAGACGGCAAUGCAAUAAAUAAUACUGUGGAUCAUAAAUGGAUGAUACAUGAAAAUUCACCGGGAAAAGACUUUUAUAACUGGACAAAUCGAUGUUUGAGCACCGGAUCAGCUUACAAUCCAUAUAAGAUAGAUUGGAAAUUGAAUAGCUUUUGUUUUGCUGCAGAAGCUUCGUUAUGUCGCUUGGGUGAUUUAACGAGGCAUGGGACACUCGAAAUUGCUGGCAGAAAAGUCAACGCUUCGGCAUACACACGAAAACUUUUUACGGACUCAAUGUUAUCUUUAUCAGGACCUCACGCAUUGUUUGGCAAAAGCUUAGUUAUUUAUGAUGAUCACGGUCCAAUCGCAAGAGGAGAUCGGCUGGCUUGUUCCAUAAUUGGUGGCGUUUAUCGACGUAAAGCAGUAGCCAGAGAUUGGUUCGGUAAUGGCGAACAAAUAUCUUUAAGAGGAAAAUUGGAGUUCCUGCAACAGACCGAAUACGAUGUUACCAACGUGGAAAUAUCUCUCGAAGGACUUGAUGGAAAAAUGAGCAGAUAUCACAUACAUAUGGCACCUGUAGAAUAUGGUUUAGAAUUUCCAUGCGAGAAAUCAUCGAUUUAUGGACACUGGAAUCCAUUAAGUGUUAAUACAAGCAAUAUACCAAUUGCGGAAGAAGGUACGCUGGAUCAAUACGAGAUGGGUGAUUUGAGUGGAAAAUUCGGUACUUUGGAUAAUAAAAAGAGAUACAUAAUGUUGUACAACGACACAAUGCUGUCACUAUUUGGUCCCAGAAGCAUACUAGGACGUAGUGUAGUAAUUCAUAAGAAAGAAAAGAAUUUAAGAUGGGCAUGCUCUACUGUAGAAAGAGGAUAUUCUCCAACCGAUGCCAGUGAGUUACGUGCUGUAGCAUCAUUUCACCAUCCACAAGGCUUCGUGUAUGGUUAUAUAAAAAUGACGCAGCUUGUUUAUAAAGAUGGUAGCCAAAGUGAGACAGUAAUUGAAGUAAAUUUAAGACAUCCUGGAAAACAUGACCGCAAUAUUACCAGAAAUCAUAAUUGGGCGAUAUACGUGAACCCUGUGGGUGUGGAUGCCGCAGUAAAAGUGAAAGAUACUCGAUGCGUGGCAGCAGGAUACAUGUGGAAUCCCUAUUUUACACAACUAGCUGAUCCGUUAAACAAUGAUCUUUAUAAAGAAGAAUGCGGACCAGAUUUACCACUUAGAUGUUACGUUGGCGACAUAUCUUCUCGUUUAGGACCUAUUAAUAUAGGAGAAAAGCGACAAAUAUUUACAGAUUCCAAUUUUCCUCUUGGUGGAUCGAUAUCUGCAAUAGGCAAAUCUAUUAUUAUUUUCGAUAAGGAUUUUGGCAGCAACAGAUUUGCCUGUACAAAUAUUGAGCCUGAUAAUGAUAUCGUAAAAUAUGUAAAUAUUAGAAAACCACCGCGAUUUGUGGUAGCGCAAUUUUUAGAGGAAGUAAGAAAAGUGAUGGGUAUUCCUGAGUGGAUGUUAUCCAUUGAUAGCAGAAAGACAAAGACAUUACAUAAUGGCGCAUGCAUACAAUUUCUUUUGCACUUCAAAGGUCCCAUUGCCAAUAAAUUAGAACAAGACUUUAGUAGACUUAUGUCCAAUGGCAAACUUGAAGCUCCCAGUUUAUACAUACCCGGAUACAUACCAACAAAAAGAAAAAGUACAUUAGGAUAUCGACAAUGCGGCGUACGGGAUCUGGACGACAAAAACUUCAACAUCCACCGUAGCGCAUCUAUCUCAUUGAUAUCAGAUAUAUUCCUAGCAUUUCUAGUAAUAGUAAAUAAAAUAAUAUAACUUUUUAUAUUAAGUCAAAUAUAUAUAAUCAUUGUAUGUAUAAUAUAUUUGUAUUGUGUGUGUGUGUGUGUGUGUAUGGUAUAUAGAAUGUAAAAAAUUAAUGCUGGAGUAAAAAGAUUACCAAUCACGGCUUUA
Molecule: messenger RNA, 3654 nt
Organism: Solenopsis invicta (red fire ant)
Lineage: Eukaryota; Metazoa; Arthropoda; Insecta; Hymenoptera; Formicidae
Gene: Rsod
Exons: 19
Coding region: 124-3519 (1131 amino acids)
Biological process (GO): superoxide metabolic process
Molecular function (GO): metal ion binding
Source: RefSeq, a predicted model, not a curated record